Ogataea haglerorum is the source of this 1677-nucleotide messenger RNA. RefSeq lists its product as uncharacterized. The transcript has a single exon. The coding region runs from base 1 to 1677 and encodes 558 amino acids. The record is from RefSeq and is a predicted model, not a curated record. Lineage: Eukaryota; Fungi; Ascomycota; Pichiomycetes; Pichiales; Pichiaceae.
AUGUCCACCAAAAGACACUCCAAGUUGGAAACCGUGCUCUCGUCGGCAAACCGCCGAAUCACCGUCCAGAUCCCAGACGAUAGACCGCCUCCGGACUUGUCCAGGGCCGACACCCUCGUCAGCACGUCGUCCUCUUACUACCCUCCCCAGUCUGCAAUCGACAAGAGCCCGGAGUCCCUGCUGGGUUUUCAGCCCCAGCCACAGCAAAAACCGCUGCAACGGCCUCCAAUCAACCUUUCCCUGCGCCGACGCCCGCCUCCACAGCCCACGGAGAACAACAAGCUCGAGCCUCUGGCCCAGGAAGCUCGUUCUUUAGACCCUUUCAAGGAACAGGAAAAGACACGCCCAGAGUCCGAAGCGGACGAUCAGAAAUCGACGCCUGGAGGACUCCAAACCAACGCCCAGCUCGAAAAGCCAUACAUCGACCUUCUCAGCUCGGCCUCGUCGUCGCCAAAACCGUCGCCGUCUCGCGAGGACGAAGCGCAAACCCCCACGCAAGAGCUAUUUUCAGGCAAGCUGGCUGCCGAGCAGCUUUUUAAUUACGAGACUGCAGACACAAAUGCACCGCCACAGCAACAGCCAGAGCUGGACAACGAGCUGUAUUUCUCGGCCCCGUCCUACAACUUCCAGAACCAGUCGUCCGAGUCCGACCAGUACUUCGACGUGCGCGAGACGCGCUCGGAUAUCAGCACAGACGACUCCGUCAACGACGAGCUGUAUCCUACAGAAGCACGCAGUACAACGUUGCGUGUGCAGAAUGCCGACUCAGAGAGCACGGAAUAUUAUCCCAGCGAGAGCUCUGGCCCGCUCUACCGCCAGCAGUCGAUUGACUCCAAGCCCAGAGCUACACAGAUCGCAGAAGACGACGAGGAUGACGACGACUCCGGAGUCAGCUUCAUAGCCAAGCCGCUGAAUUACACGCACUUCGAUGUGGACGAAAUACAGCCGCAGCACAAGAUGGUGGUGACCAACCCGUCGCUCGAGGAGUCGCCGCCGCUCCCGACCUACGACCGGCGCGAGGCCCCGACCGUGGUACCUCUUUCGCACUCCAACGUGGUGCAGCCUGCGCAGGCGGUUUCUGGAGCGGCGCAGGCGAAGAAAAGACCGCCUCCCGACAACCCGUCGACCGGCCGCGGCGCGAGGGCGGUGUCAAUGUCGACUGCGCAGCCCGAGCUGUUUGAGACGAUAAAGCAGCCUAACGCGCUGCCAAAAAACGGCAGGCCCGACGCUGAAAAAGAACAAGACGACAGCGAGCUGCACAAGCCGUCGCUGUACAUCUACCGGCUGCGCACGGCCGCAGCAACAACGUACGUGGACAAAAAUCCCAGCACCAACAUCCUGCCCAUAGCGAUACGGAAAAACAAGGGCAAGCACUCGCGCACGGCUUCGCGGCAAUCGUCGCUAUUUUCGUACCAGGCGGCCAUCAAGCACGGCGCGCAGCAUCCUGGGCUGCUUGCGUCGGAGAUCGACGACGACGAGCUGCCGGAUUCGAAGCUCAGCCAUUCAACCGGGAAAACCAAGAUUCCGCAGGACCCGGACGCAGAGGUGCUCGAGGUGGCAGAUCAGCUGAAACGGCUCACGGCCUCUGACGAGGGUCUGAGGCGGAUGACCAGCGUCCGCAGCGUCCAGCCUCCACAACCGCGGCUCAAUCUGUUUGUUGCCAACCCUGACGAGUAG